Messenger RNA from Hevea brasiliensis (rubber tree), 966 nucleotides. RefSeq lists its product as uncharacterized. The transcript is spliced from 4 exons. NCBI's taxonomy places the organism in Eukaryota, Viridiplantae, Streptophyta, Magnoliopsida, Malpighiales, Euphorbiaceae. The coding region runs from base 176 to 766 and encodes 196 amino acids. Gene Ontology annotation, cellular component: TIM22 mitochondrial import inner membrane insertion complex. Gene Ontology annotation, biological process: protein insertion into mitochondrial inner membrane. Gene Ontology annotation, molecular function: transmembrane protein transporter activity. The record is from RefSeq and is a predicted model, not a curated record.
AAUGGGCUAAUCCAGUCUCUAUAAUCAUUGAUUACUGUUCUUUCCCUGACCUGAACUCCUUCGCUCUACUCUGCCUUUUCCCUCCAUCUCUAUUCUCUGCCAAGAUUUUUCACGAAAUCAUCACCGAUUUGCCCAAUUGAGUCAUCAGCUGAAAUAGAUUUUCUCUUUCUUAAAAAUGGUAUCAGGCGAUCCACCUCAACGGCCCUUGCCUCCAGCUUCAUCUUCUUCCUUCUCUGAAAAUUGGAAGGAGCGUAUAUUCAUACCCACUCUUCUUGGAGGGAUUGCGGGUGGAGGAGUUGGGUUGGUGUCUAAGUAUCGAAAAGUUCAUGGACUCGCUAACAUUUCUGCUACUUAUGCUACUAAUUUUGCCAUUGUCACUGGUUGCUAUUGCGGGGCACGUGAAUUUGUAAGGGUAACACGGAAAUCUGAACCUGAUGAUCUAAUGAACUCUGCAAUUGCAGGGUUUGGUAGUGGUGCUCUUCUUGGACGUCUUCAAGGUGGUCAAUUCGGUGCCUUCCGUUACUCGAUCAUCUUUACUGUUGUGGGAACAAUGGUGGAUUUUGUUACGAUUAAGCUAAGACCCACAGUGACCAGCUUCAGAGAAUCCAUAUAUGGGGACAAAGAGAAGAAAGGUGGUUGGCUGAAGUUACCUGAGUGGUCUCCCAUUCAAGUACUUGAUGAGGAAGCUCUUGCAGCUAAAGAAGCUAGGGAAAAACAACUAUAUGCACAAAGAGCUCUUGGUAAAUUAAGCAAAGAAGAAUCUUGAGAAAACUCUUUUUAUUUGAACCUGAAUAUGUUGACUUAUAGUUACCAAUAAUAUAUUUGUUUGGCCUGCAAUUUUUUGGCUGAUUAGAAUUGGCUAGGAUGAAUUAAUUUUGAAGCUUUUUAUGAGGCAGGGAUUGUGUUUUCAACUUCUAUGUUCAUUACUAUACUAAUGCUAUUUACCGGCAGAAGUGCUCGAGACAA